This is a messenger RNA of Fraxinus pennsylvanica, 432 nucleotides long. Lineage: Eukaryota; Viridiplantae; Streptophyta; Magnoliopsida; Lamiales; Oleaceae. The record is from the annotation of a GenBank genome assembly.
AUGGCCCUGCUUAAAAUGUUGAAAACCAUGUUGAAGAAUGGUAAAUUCCAAAUCUUGAGCACCCUACGAAGAAGAAAUGGCAACUGGGUAUUUGCUCAAGGAAGCCCAUUUAUUGCCAUUUGUGUGUACACUUCGUUCCCUGUAAUGAAGAGUCUUCCCAAGGUUGGAAGCAGACGCCGCGUAGGACUCCGACGCCGCCGCGUAGGGUUUAAAGGGCACUGUGGGAAUAUAUCUGGUCUUGCAUUUUGCUUGAGUCCUUUAGUCCGUGCAAGAACAAAUUUGCACUUGCAUCAGAAGGGGUUUCCACAGGAGACGGUGGUCAUCGGCGACAGUAGGAUCCUAACGAAGUCAUAUCUCUCUAAUGCGUCGUCGUUUUGCAAGAAUGGGCCCCGAAAGCUCUGCUAUUUCGGGAGGUUCAAUCCAAAUCAUUAA